UUGAAUUCUACUCGUACGGUACCGUCUACCGACCAAAUAUAUACAGUAUACUAGUAAUCUGUCGUACCGACUGCAUCUGCAUCAAUAUCAGUUUAAAACAGUUUUCCGUUUUCUUAAAUAUAUAAUACCUAUCAAUUACUAUCAAGUACGAUAUGUCUUCUAAGUAUUAUUCUCUUUCUUGGAAUUCAUACCAAUCAGGUAUCUGCAAGGGGUUUGCUGAACAGCAAAAUAAGCAGGAGUUUGUUGAUAUGACUUUAGUUGCUGAUGGACAUUUAGUAAAAGUACAUAAAAAUUUAAUUUGUUUAGCGAGCUCCUUAAUUAAAAGCAUAAUCAAAUCAACCCCAUGUGAGCAUCCAAUCAUAUUCCUCAAUAAUGUGAGCCACGAAACACUCUGCUGCCUGUUGGAAUAUAUUUACACAGGUGAAGUUAAAGUAGAAUCAGAUAAGUUACGGACCGUGCUAAGAGUAGCAAACAAAUUGAAGUUAUGUGGCUUGGAGACAUUCAAUAAGGAAAAACCAACAUCUCAGUUUAGUGAGGCUAAGCAGAUCAGUGGAAACCCAGUGAAAUCUACAGGCGACAACCCAGGUAUUGUGGUUCCAACACAAGUUUCUGGAAGACCUGAAAAUGCUAUGUUGAAUAAUGAAAAUAUUUGCCAGUACACAAAUGAAUACCAACCUGAAGUAAUGACAACAGACUGCUACGACAAUAGUCCAGAACUAGAUCCCAGUAGUGCAGCACUGGGCGUGGAGAAUGGUUUUUAUUCCAUAUAUGAUGUGGGCGAAACUGUGGCGUUCGAGGCCACAUCUGCCGACCUACCACCUGCUACUGAGCUCCCCACCAAUCUCCAAGUGACAAAUAUUACCAUUGACACUACAGGGUCACUGCCUCAGCAAUACUCGGUGUCGUCGCGCGGACGCCUGCAGCUGCUGCUGAACCGGUUCGUGUACAACCUGCACCACGAGGCGCAGUGCGGCCGCCGCCGGCGCUGGCGCUGCGCCGACUACCGCCGCCGGCGCUGCUCUGCCUACGUCGACACGCUCGACGACGUUAUCACCACACGGAGAAACAUUCACCAUCACGAGUACCACGACGACGUAAUAUUGAAAAAGACGCGAAAGAACUGUGUGUUCGGCUCGUCAGAUAACGCCAGCGGAGCCCGCCUCACACGAGUCCCGGUCAUCGCCGGGGCUACGAGUACGACCGACGACGAAUUGCUCUAACUGGAUACUCGUUUGCAAUAACCGGACGACUAGCAACAGCCCUAAAAGGUAAUCUAAUCGUCCGAUAAUCGGACGAUUUCU
Molecule: messenger RNA, 1301 nt
Organism: Aricia agestis (brown argus)
Lineage: Eukaryota; Metazoa; Arthropoda; Insecta; Lepidoptera; Lycaenidae
Exons: 9
Coding region: 153-1220 (355 amino acids)
Biological process (GO): regulation of transcription by RNA polymerase II
Cellular component (GO): nucleus
Molecular function (GO): protein binding
Source: RefSeq, a predicted model, not a curated record